AUGAAUGACCAUCUUCCCAAUGUGGCUCUGCUGGAAAAUCUUGUUUUCAACGAUAGCCAAGGAGAAGGAAAUUUGUACAACUUUGAAGAUGGAGAGCACUUUCAAGACCUUGAUGAAAUUGAUACCAAAAUGAUUAUUCCAAUUCCUAUUGCUUCAAAUGUUAUCUCAAAUGAAGAGUACCCUGGAUGCUACGAAUUUGAAGUUUGCAUCAUUCCAGUUCAAAAUAAACAACCCUGGGUGUUUUCCAUUGCACUGAACAAAGUGUUUAUGGAUAUGUCCAAUCCUUUUCCAAUUGAUUUCAAAAUCAAAGAUUCUUAUAUGAGAACUGAGCAAUUGUAUGUUAGAGCAACACCCAGAUAUUCUCAAACACAAUCUUUGCACGAUCUUGUGCAUAGGUGCAUAAACCAUGAGCAUAUCCAUGAGCCUACCAACAAAGAUGUAGGUGAUCCGUUGCAUCGACAGCACAUAAUCCGUUGCAAAAAUCCAAACACCACCUACCUUGGCGACAAAAACAAAAACGAACGCCUUAGCGUUAUAAUACCCCUUUCGACCCCUGAAGCUGGCACUGAUAGCGUGAAGGAAAUGUACGAGUUCGUGUGCAAAAAUUCCUGCCCUGUUCCUGGAAUGAACAGGAGACCCAUCCAGAUCAUUUUUACCUUGGAAAACGUACAGGGUAUAAUCUAUGGACGUCGCGUUUUGAACGUGAGAAUUUGUUCCUGCCCCAAACGCGACAAAGAAAAGGAGGAGGCCGAAUUGCAAAACGCCAAUAAUCCGGUGCCCCAUGGAAAAAAACGAAAGCUCAACAAUAAGACUGACAAAAAACCCCUGCAGCCUCCGGAUCAAACCAAGGACAAUAAAGAGUAUGAACUGAACCUAAAAAUUGUUGGAAAACAUAACGUCCAACAAGUUUUAAAAUACUGCCAAGAUCUGAUGGCCGGAGAAAUUAUCCGCAACACUCCACAGGGAGCUGAGCCGUUCAAAAAGUGCCUUAAUGACUUGCAGCAAAUUGGUAAGUAAAAUA
Brassicogethes aeneus is the source of this 1021-nucleotide messenger RNA. Lineage: Eukaryota; Metazoa; Arthropoda; Insecta; Coleoptera; Nitidulidae. The record is from the annotation of a GenBank genome assembly.